Drosophila sulfurigaster albostrigata is the source of this 1863-nucleotide messenger RNA. RefSeq lists its product as uncharacterized. The transcript has 2 exons. The record is from RefSeq and is a predicted model, not a curated record. Lineage: Eukaryota; Metazoa; Arthropoda; Insecta; Diptera; Drosophilidae. The coding region runs from base 106 to 1593 and encodes 495 amino acids.
ACUGGAAAAUAUCAAAAAGCUGUCGACAAAAUAAGUUGUCAAGUGAAGAAUACUUUUUUUUUUUUCUUUCGGAGGAAAUUGAAUUCGUAAAACGGGACAAGCGAGAUGGACCCAACUGGACCAUAUCCGGAUUUUAGUGAUCCAGUCUCAGACCUGGAAGGGCAACCCAUAAAUAACAUUGUAAACAAUGUGAACGUGACAUCUGAGGAUGACCCAUCACGGGGUUCACAUAAUCUUAUAGAUUUUCUUUCAAGCACGGAAUUUAAUGAUCAAGGACAAACCGGAAAUAAUAUAGUCAGCAACUCAACUAUAGAUUAUAGCACAUAUGAUUCCCGUGUGCAGGAUGUAAAUGAGAUGUUGGCCGGAGACUUCACUUGGGGAGAAGAAUGUUUUUUCGAUCGGCCUCUAGACUUUGAGAUGAUUAAUCAAGAUCCGUUUGCAACCAAUAUUGUUGCAGAGAAUGGCAACCAACCAGAAGAAUAUCGCAAUUAUCAAACAGAGCUAGCGGACUUCUAUGAGACAUUCGAUGAAAAUCUCAUGUGGGAAUCACUAAAUCUUAUGGAACUGCCUCCAAAUUUCGAGAUUAAAGAUCAAAUCCCAACCGAAUAUAAUAUUGACACAGUGAAUGUUAAGCAACCCAUCGAAAAUUCCACUAAUGAUGGCCAACUGCAGGAAGAAAUGCCAUGGCUAUCACAAAAUAUGACUUCCACUAAUGAUGGCCAACUGCAGGAAGAAAUGCCAUGGCUAUCACAAAAUCUGACUUCCACUAAUGAUGGCCAACUGCAGGAAGAAAUGCCAUGGCUAUCACAAAAUCUGACUUCAAGUUAUAAGAUAAUCGAUGCGGAGCAAUUCCAAAAUAAUAAUGUCAACAAUUCACCAAUUCAAAAUACUAUUUCCGAGGCCCAAUUGCAGACAGUGAAUGAUGUCACAUUGACCGAAGAAAAUCUUAUAAAUCAGACUUCAAGUUAUAAGAUCAAUGUCAACAAUUCACCAAUUCAAAAUACUAUUUCCGAGGCCCAAUUGCAGACAGUGAAUGAUGUCACAUUGACUGAAGAAAAUCUUAUAAAUCAGACUCCAAGUUAUAAGAUCAAUGAUCAAGAAAACGUUGAAACGGAAAACAAUAUUAUCACCAAGUUACCAAACGAUAAUACUUCCUCUGAAUACCAAUUACAGAAUGAUGGAACAUUCGGCGAAGAUCUGUCAGGUGCCACUCAAAAUCUAAACGAACUCACUUCAACCAACGAUCCCGAACAGAUGGAAAAUAAUGGAGUCAUUAUCUUCCCAAUAGAUAAUACCUCACUCAUUUCAAGCAGCGAUCCCGAACAGACAGAAAAUAAUGAAGUCCUUAUGCUACCAACAGAUAACACCAUUGAUGAGGCCCAAGCAGCGGAGGAAAACGUGAUGAUUCCAUCACAUAUCCUUAUUGAUCUGACGCCAAGAUUUGUGAUCAAUGAUCCUCGCAUAUCGACUGAGAUCGGUACGAUCUUUGAUUUGCCCAUUCAGUACACUUCGGGGCAAAUCAUGAACAUGGAGGUGGUUCUAUGCGAGGAUAUGUUUCCGAAUGUACCCUCAGAUUUUGGGCAGACAGAUUAGAAAGGAUGAAUAAUGAACACGUAUUGGCGAAUCCUUUGAAAUUUCUCAAUUAAAAUAAACGCUGAUGUUACAAAUAAUUUUUUUUUUUUAACAAAUUUUAGUUUUAAAGGUGAAAUAGCAUUUAAAAAGUAAGGGGUUUAAGUGUUACAAAUUCAGUUUAUACAUGAUUAAUGCCACAAUUCAUAAUCUUUAUAUUGCUUAUGGGUAGAGAUUUGUAACACGAAAGGGUUAUAAUCAUUUAGGUAUGAUUUCCAUGUUAAUUACAAAUCA